AUGACGGCCCUAUCGACCAAAUCUGUGGUCACCGCUGUUUUUUUUUUGGACUAUGGUCGCCGCUGCUUAGGGAAACGACGGGAGCACAUCCUCGAAGGCGCCGGUGGUGGAGGCAAGCGAGGUGAACCCGAGUCCCAGCGCCUUGUGGAAAGAGGAGACCCGAAAAUCGCAGCGCGCGAAAACGCAGGAGCAACCCGCCCACUCGCCACCAUGGCGCCGCUCGUGCCGAUGUCGCAGCCAUGGGUGGAGAAAUACCGGCCGAGGCAGGUCAAGGAUGUGGCUCACCAGGAGGAGGUGAUUCGGGUGCUCACCAACACCCUCCAGACCGCCGACCUGCCGCACAUGCUGUUCUACGGCCCGCCGGGGACGGGAAAGACCACCACGGCACUCGCCAUUGCCUACCAGCUCUACGGUCCAGAGCUGUAUAAGUCGAGAGUUUUGGAGCUCAAUGCUAGUGAUGAUCGUGGAAUUAAUGUGGUGAGGACGAAAAUCAAGGACUUUGCUGCUGUUGCUGUUGGUACUGCACGGAAAGCUGGUUAUCCCUGCCCACCUUACAAGAUUAUUAUACUUGAUGAAGCAGAUUCAAUGACAGAAGAUGCCCAGAAUGCUUUGAGGCGUACCAUGGAGACUUACUCCAAAGUGACCAGAUUCUUUUUUAUAUGCAACUAUAUCAGCAGGAUAAUAGAACCACUUGCAUCGAGAUGUGCCAAGUUUAGGUUCAAGCCUCUUUCAGAAGAAGUGAUGAGCAGCCGCAUUAUGUAUAUAUGCAAUGAAGAAGGUCUUAAUCUUGAUGCUCAGGCGUUGUCCACACUGAGUGCCAUUUCUCAAGGUGAUCUUCGUCGUGCUAUAACCUAUCUUCAGAGUGCAGCUCGCUUAUUUGGAUCUUCUCUCUCUUCCAGUGACUUGAUCAGUGUUUCAGGGGUUAUCCCUGAAGAUGUUGUCAAGUCACUGCUUGCAGCCUGCAAAUCUGGUGAAUUUGACGUGGCGAACAAGGAAGUUAGCAACAUUAUAGCAGAUGGAUAUCCAGUCUCACAGCUGAUGGCACAGUUUCUAGAUGUGAUUGUUAGCGCGGAUGAUAUUCAAGAUGAUCAAAAGGCAAGGAUAUGUAAAAAGCUUGGGGAAACUGAUAAGUGCUUGGUUGAUGGGGCAGAUGAGUAUCUACAGCUGUUGGAUGUCGCCAGUGAGACUAUUCGUGCUCUUUUCAACAUGCCACAAACGCUGGUCUUCUAA
Molecule: messenger RNA, 1230 nt
Organism: Miscanthus lutarioriparius
Lineage: Eukaryota; Viridiplantae; Streptophyta; Magnoliopsida; Poales; Poaceae
Source: the annotation of a GenBank genome assembly